This is a messenger RNA of Radiomyces spectabilis, 1228 nucleotides long. RefSeq lists its product as uncharacterized. Lineage: Eukaryota; Fungi; Mucoromycota; Mucoromycetes; Mucorales; Radiomycetaceae. The transcript is spliced from 6 exons. The coding region runs from base 123 to 1130 and encodes 335 amino acids. The record is from RefSeq and is a predicted model, not a curated record.
ACUGGUUUGGUACAGCAAAUUCAUCGCGGUUGGGAGAAGCUCGGUCAUCUGACUUGCAAGGAAACGGUGGCCGUAAGGACAUUGGCCGAUAUUUGUACCGAAGUAAAGAACGAAAACGACAAAUGGCGAAGUUUAACAUUGAUACAGAGCGAAUUUUGGAACAAAGACUGACACAGAUCCAUGCUCGACGAGUAGAGUUGGACAAGGAGAAAAGUGAGAUCGCUUUCGACUUGGAAAUAUGGGAGCAGGCCGACACCGAACUCCAAGAAAAGCUGGAUGAGGCUGUUCAUGAUGAGCUUUUGAAAAAGAGGGAUCUAACUAUCAAAGUCGAAGCGAUCGAGGAGGAAAUACGACAACUUGUUGAGCGUUUGAACCACCUGGAGAAUCAACGGAAUGAACAUCGCUCUGAAAUACAUCGUUUAAACGAUAUUAUCGAUAAUGCAUCCAGAACAUAUGCACCGGAAAAAGAGCACCAUUUGGCGGAACGAGAAGCCAUUGAAAAACGAAAAGCCCAUGUGGAUCGCAUUACGACCGAGCUGGAUAAAGAGGAUACCGACUUGCAUCAGUUGAUGGAUCGCAAACAUAAAGACCAACAACAAUACGACGACGAGAUGCAAGAACUCAAUACAUGCUUCCAACAUUCCAUGAAGUUGAUCGAUCAAACCGAACAAGAAUCAAAAGACAUCGUUUCUUUAUUUGAGCAAGCGAUUAAAAUUCGAGAUGAGACCAUCCUCGAUGAAACAUUGGCUAAAUCAAGAAGUCAAACGGAUGCCCAGCUUCGCGAAAACUUGUUGAACCACCUCCAAGACAAUGUAGAAAAUGCACAACAAGAUCUGGAUGCGUUUGAAGAAAAGCAUUUACAUAUGAAAUCACAGUUGGCAAGUACGGAACAAAAAAAGCAAUCAGCCGUGCAAUCCGGACGCUUUCAGGAAGCAGCGCGAUUGGCAGUUCAGUUGAAGGAAAUACGGUCUGUAUUGGAUCAAGCGGACAGCCGGCGUCAGAAGCACAAGGAAGCCCUUGCUCGCCAUCAAGAAACCCUGGAAGAACAUCAAACAGAAAUGAAACAAGUAGAAACUAACCAGGAACAGACCCAGCAUUACCAGAGUUUGUUUUCGCAACUGGAAUCAUAAGCAUGACGUAUGCUAAUCGAGUUUUUUUGUAGAUGAACGUUUACUUGCAGUUUUGAAGGAAUCCAAGGAUAAAUUGGGAGCAUUAGAGCAUCGGUAAG